GCUCUUGUUCUGUGGUUUCAUGCUAUCUAACUUCAGCUAAAGUCAGUGAUCCAUACUGAUUAUUGAUCAGAUGAAGAUGUGAUCCACAGUGAGGAUGAGUAUGAAGGUCUGGACUCAGCCUCCGGCUGUGAGGGUUUCCUGUGAAGACGACGAGUGGACUUCUGGGAUCUGUGAAUGCUGCCUGGAGAUGAACGACUGCUGCUAUGGGUUCUGGUGUUGUCCCUGCUUCGCCUGUAGAACCAGCAGGCUGUUGGGUCACAGUCUCUGUCUCCCUCUGCUGGACGUCUGCGGCUGCAUCCGACCAAUCAGCACAGCCAUGAGGGUCCACGUGCGGCAGCGCUACGGCAUCCGGAUGUCCAGAGAGAUGAAGUACAGGACACUUCCCACCACGCUGGGGGACAUCCUCCGCAGGGACGAUGACAUCAUCCGCAGGGACGAUGACAUCAUCCGCCGCUGAUGACAUCAUCGCUGUGAACCAUCCACGUACUCUCAGUGAUGCCUUUUUAAAUAUAGUUUUUUUGUUUACUAAACUUUCUUCAUUUAACUUCUUUUAAUUAUCUGACUUUUAUUUAUAUUGAAGUAUUUUUUUCUUUUGUAUUUUUCUUUGAUAUUUAUCAAGAAUGUUUCUUUUAACACUUUUUGAUUGAUUUAAUUUGCCGUAAAUGUUUGGUUCAUUUUGUUAUAUCUACACAAACUGAAUACUUAACGUCUGUUUUGACUUAAUAAAAUAUUAUAUUUUAAUUCUAAAAGGAGACUUUGAUAAAAGAAAGUAACAACAGAAACAAUUUUCAAUUCAAUUCAGUUUAUUUUGUAUAGCCCAAAAUCACAAACACCUCUCAGAGGGCUUUACAAUCUGUACACACAUAUCUGACCUUUGACCUCACAUCAGAUCAGGGACAACUCCCCCCAAAAAAUUCUUUAAGGGUAAAUAAGAUAAGAAGC
Messenger RNA from Cyclopterus lumpus (lumpfish), 942 nucleotides. RefSeq names its product cornifelin homolog B-like. The transcript is spliced from 3 exons. Lineage: Eukaryota; Metazoa; Chordata; Actinopteri; Perciformes; Cyclopteridae. The record is from RefSeq and is a predicted model, not a curated record. The coding region runs from base 95 to 457 and encodes 120 amino acids.